GUUUUAAUAAUAGUAGGAAUAUGAACAAUAACCAUUUUUCUCAUAAUGAUCCAUCAACAAGAGAGAGAGCCGCCACUUUUGGAGGCCAAAAAGAAGGACAUUUUGGAGCAAAUGCUAAUGAAGGAGGAGCAACAUCUCAAAACUUUGAAACUUAUCUUACAAAAUAUGAAUAUUUAAGAUUGAAUUAUGAAAACGAGGGAAUUUCUCAAAGUUCCCUCCUAUUAUUAAGAAGAUUAUCAAAAAGUUUUCAUGAUAAUGACCCUAGCCUUUCAACCCUGCCAAUCCUCAAGGAGAUGGUCAACGUUUGUAAAACAUUAAUGCUCAACGAUUUUGAGAUUUUGAUAUGGGCGAUCUAUCUCAAGGAGACCGUAAUGAACAGGAAUGAUUUCAUUGACUACCUUAGCACAAGUGCUAUGUUUGUAAAAUAAAGAUCUAAAUGAGAAUGAUGUCUUCAAAAUUUUUGAGACUUUCUUUGCUCACAACCACUAUGAUACUUAUGCAAAAUACGCAUCAAGUAGUAAACCCCAAGUAACUCUGACACUGAAAAGGAUAAAUUAUUAUAACAUGACCUUACUAGCUCCCUUCGAAGAGAGGAGAGAUAAAGAAGUACAAGAUUUUAACUAUGAAGUUGACGCUCUUGAAGAUGAGCAUGUCAGGAGAGAAGUCCAUACCACUAAGGUAGUACUCGACGAAAAUAAUGAUGCUAAGGAUAAAGAUAACAAGAAUGACGGGAAUUAUACAGAAUCUAUUGGUAAAAGCAAUAAAAGGACAAGAAAGGCCAGGUCUAAAGCCCAACCAGUUGCUAAGGUAUCUCCUCAGCCAAUUCAACCUAUACCAACUCAGGCUCCUCAGAGUACACAAUUUAAUAAUAUCAAAGCUAAAAGAGAGUCCAAGAAAUCUUUUGAUUUCCUAAAUGGGGAUGACAAAAAUGACCAGGGCAAUGAUUCUCCAUUUGCCCCUACCCAAAAAUUCCCUUCUUUAAUAAAUAGAAGUCCUCAAAUGCCUAGUGCUUCCGCUCAAGAAAAGAAGCCUCAGCUACUCUUCAGCCAAAUUGGAGCUAGUGUAAAGAAGCCAGAGGAAAAAGGUUCGGAUUCAUUGUAUCCUUUCGGAAAUAAUUCGAGCAACGUAACCCCAACAAUUACCGCUCCUUUCAACAACAGACCCAAGCCAUCUAUUGAAUCCAUCGGGGCUGCAAUUGGUGCUUUCGACCACAUUGACGACCAGAUCGGAUUUGCUAGUAGAGAAUUUAUGCAGGACAAAUCACAGGAAUUCAAAAGCUAUCUCAAUUCCUCCUUUAAAACCAACUUUAACCCCUUUGCGAGUGGAGAAUUUGGCAGAAGUAUGGAGCCAAAUGAGAUGUCUAGAAACCUCCACCACCCAACUCCGAAAUACCAUCAAAAGUAGCUAUGAUCUCACUCAGAUGUAUUUUUAAUUUCUUUAAUUUAGAUGCC
This is a messenger RNA of Moneuplotes crassus, 1451 nucleotides long. NCBI's taxonomy places the organism in Eukaryota, Ciliophora, Spirotrichea, Euplotida, Euplotidae. The record is from the annotation of a GenBank genome assembly.